CUUCCCUCAAUGUUUAUCGUGCUCAGUUGUUGUGUAUCUUUCGUAGAGUGACAGUAUCGGUGUUGCGUACUCCGUCAAAAGAUGCCGAUAGGAACGUGAAACCAAAGCCAAUAGAAAAACAAUCUAUUCAAUGAAGCAUCACGAGUGAAACUUCAGUCUAAUCUACUUUUAUAAAGUUUCUUAAUAAUUUAAUAAUUCUAUUUAUGUAUUUAUGUAACCCGUAAGCAACCUAAUUUAUUUAUUUAUUUAACUUAUUCUAAACAAAAACUCAAUUCAAAGAAAGCUAUUAAACAAAAGCAUUAAAUCGCAAAAUCAUUCAGUAAAACUUCAUCAGACGCGCUCGAGUCAGUAAAAUUAAUUUAAUAUUCCGACAAGUCAUUAAGUCUAGAAUUGUUUUGAAAACACAAACACACGCAAAAAAAAACCAAACUAAACAAACGACAGAAAAGUACAAAUUUAUCUCUAAAAGCAAACAAAUCUAACAAAACAAACCCUGUGAAAAUACGCAGUUGUGAACGAAAACUAAAUCUAAAAUUUUGAUCAAAACAAGCAAAACACAAGAGUUGACAAUAAGUUGAUCCAAAAGUUUAACACAGAAAGGCACAAAUCUCUCAACCGGAGCCAGUAUUAUUUCGCAAACUGACAAAACAAAAGCAAAACAAGUACAAACAUACAACAACAACAAAAUCCCGCUAACAAACAAACACAUAAAUAGUUAAUACAAAUACAGAGUAAUAGUCUAAAAUCCACACACAAAACAAAAUUGUGCAAGUGUUCAAAUAAAACCUACGAUCUUAAGUGAAAAUGUUACCUUCGCCGAGAGCCGGCGGAAGAAAGUGAGUGUUAUUUUUUUGAUACAAGAAGAAAAGAGUGACAGAACCAAUAUUUACCCUCCCGUCGGAUUCAAAACGCCGUACACGCAUAUACGCAGAAGAAGCAGAUGACGAAGAAGAGAUAGUGAAAAAUAUACCAAAAAAAUAAAUAAUAAAAUAUCCAAUAGAAGCAGUUGUAUCGAAGAGUGCAAAUUCCGUGCUGCCAGUGUUCAAAAGUCUACCUCUCAGGAAAACAGAAAGUAAACAAAUCAAGUGAGCUUUGAAAAAGUAAUACAAAACAAAGGAAACCCGUGCAUUUCCGGUGUUUGAAAGUUUUGGAAGAUUUUCGGUUUCUCUAGUCGUCGGUUACUACGUUAAGCGAAGCGUAGCACGCGCGUUGUGAUUUUUUGUGCCCGUCAAAAGCAAUAGACAGUCUAAGAGAUGUAGUAUGACAUCAAUGAUGAGUGCUAGCACUGCGGAGGAAACGGCCGACCAUAGUUUACCUUCGUUUGCAUCGUUUACAGCGGAGCUGGAGCCCUCAUGGGAUUACUACGACCGUCAGGAGCGUUCAAACGGUUCUACCAACGGGGGUGAUGUCAUAACAUCCCAAACAAGCAAUAGUAGUUAUACCAGACCUUGGGAAAUGGAUUCCAAGGACCAUCGUGCAGCCAUCAGCAAUGGUGGCGGUGGUGGAGGGGGUGGUUUCGAACCCUUCCCCAAGUUGCCAUCAUUUCAGAGUCAGUUCCAUGGCUAUACGGACACGGCCAUGGGCGCAACGGAGCCCAGCUUGCCGCAGGUUACUGCCGUUCCGGUGCCGAUUUCACCGAGUUCAGGUUCACCCGGAGCUGGCGGUUCGUUAACUCAGCUGACGCAGUUGACCCCCACUCCGCUGGCACCGCUUCAAAGUGGACUUGCGUCUAUCGGAGGCUCCGGUUUCCACACGUUGAGUGCUGUCAAUCCACGUCCGUACCCACUCGUACCUGCACCGAUCCAAGCUCGUGAUAUCCCCACAAUCAAUCAGCAGUACAUUGACGAACGCCACAUCCAGCUGUAUCAGCCUAUUUCCAGCUUUCAACCGCAAACCAUUCCCACCGUUACUGUGCUCAAAAACGAAGUUGUUGACUUUGAUUUGUCCUCGCUCAAAAAUGGCUCUAUCCAUCACAGCAACUUCCACAGCUCAAUGCUGGAAGCCAACGUCUUCGUUCAAAACGGAGCUUCCCAUCCGCAUCAUCAUUCUCAUCAACAACAGCAACAGCAGCAACAUCACCACCACCAUCACCAUCAAACCGUGCAUCAGCUGCACCAACCACAGCACAAUCUGGUUACGCCAUCAAUCCAGGAACACCACAUUACCAACAACAGCAAGCUGAACAGCUCGACGCCGAACCUGGACAGCAGUACCGGUGUCGGAGGUGGAAUCGGCGGUGGCGGCGGCAUGGGUGGUAUCGGUGGCAGUGGUGGCGGUCAGUCGGCACAGAUAUCACGGAUCGCCGACAACCGGAAAAAGGAACGGCGGAAAAUACGGGCCCCCUCGCUCGAGUCCAGUGCCGAGUCCGAGGGUAGUGCAAUGGAAAUUGGCGAAAGUGGCAAUCCGGGCCAGGUGGCGGCCAUCUCCAGUACGGCCAACUUCAAGAGUCCGAUGCAUACCAUGAGCAUGGAUACGGACGACGGGGCCAUGCCGGGCGAGAAGAAGACAAAGAAGAAGCGCAAGCGUUGCGGCGAAUGUGUCGGAUGCUCGCGCAAAGACAACUGCGGAGACUGUGCGCCCUGUCGGAACGACAAGAGCCAUCAAAUCUGCAAGACUCGCCGGUGCGAAAAACUGACGGAGAAAAAGAUUCUGUACGGUCCCGAUGGGCAGUUGCUCAAACCGGAAUCACGUCGUGGUCGCGGCAAGGGACGAUCCUCGAAGACCACCAAGGCUGAUGCCGCUGCCAGUGGGGGCGCUACCACCGAUGCCAAUGGAGCGGUCGUGACGUACGACGCCAACGGGCAACCUGUGCGCGAAGGAAAACGCGGUCGCGGUAGAGGACGCGGUGGCGGGAGUGGACGCGGUCGUAAGUCGCUGAAUCUUGGUGCCACACCGAAGAAUCUGCCCCAGAACUCAUCGGCGGCUAGUCCGGCCCCAGCAUCGUUACCACACCCCUCGCCGAACACUACUACCGGUGCUACGACUGGGGCUCCCAAUGUGGUCCAAUCGAGCCAACAACUGGUGACCGUUUCCGGUGCCCAAACAGGUGUAAACGCUACGCUGCUUGCCAACAACAACAACAAUUCCAGCCAGCAGCAGCAACAGCAACCGCUACAGCAGAUUGCUCAACAAAGCGUACCCACUAACCAGCAGGGUUUGCAACAGCAGCAACAGCAACAGCAGCAGCAACAACAACAGCAAGUGCCAACCGUCGGUGUAAUCAAAGCCGAAACAAUGAAGGAUCAGCCGCAACAGCCAAUGGCACCGAUGGCAUUCUAUCCGACCUGGCAGGCCGACCCAUCCCAGGGUUGGCAGAAUCAGUUCAUCCAGCAGAUUCCGCAGAAUACUCCCGCCAUAACGCCGCUAAACUCGCUCGAAUUUCAGCCACAGGGUUACGCCGCAUACCAGCCGAACGGUUACGUCCAAACGGCCGGAAUCGGGUUCGAUCCGAACUACGGUCGGACCUAUGCCGCUCCCCCCACCGUACAGCGGUACGAGUUCCAAACCAACCAAAUCACACCGAUCAACCAGGUGUCGCUCCAGAGUGUUUCCUUUGCACCGACCGUCACCUACGCCGGACAGGUCUCGACCGGACCGGCAGUCGUCUCACACAACCCGCACGAUCAGUUCAAUCUGCAGCUCAACAAGCAGACGUCGGGAAACGACAUGCCUGGAUAUCCACGGGUGAACAGCGUACCGCCGCGCUCACUCAAUUGUAAUGGAUAUUCAGGCCAGCAAGAAUAUGGCGGCCAAACCACCACCCAAGCCAGCUCGGCAACGACUAAUGUAACCAAUGCCAACGGAACUUCCACCAGUACCGGUGCCAACAGUGCCGGCACCGGCAGUAACAGUUCCAUGCACCCACCGGCACAGGUUCCGCAGUCGCCGAACCGGCAAACGCAACAGCAACAGCAACCCCCGCGUCCCAAUUCCAACCAACAACUGUACGCUCAGCAAUCUCCGAACCCGUACAGCAGUAACGGAAACAAUAACAAUCUGCAGCAAUCGCCAAACCACAACAAUGGUGCUAACAGCGCAAACAACAACAACAAUAACAACGUCUACGCGCAGCAAACUCAUAGCGGCAUGCAUACUCCGUCACCAAUGCAAACGCCAGACAAUCAUCAGUCGCCCAGCCACAUGAACGGUGGCCAGCAACAGCAAUCCCAAGGAGACUGGGUUGGCUGGAAUCAACAACAGCAGCAGCAGCAGCAGCAAUCGACCGAUCUGUUCAACCAAUCCGACCGGGUAAAUCUGAACUCACGGUUGAAAACAAUGAUUAUGAACAAGAACGAUCCCAAGGACGGGGUCGGUGGCCUGCAACCCUCGGGUCAACACAUGAGUCAUCUAGGUGUCCAAAGCCCGGGGCUUGGACAAGGACCGGCCCAACAACAGACCGGUCAUUUUUUAUCGUAUAGCCACCAUCUCCGAGACAGUCUAACGCCUACAUCGCUAGCGGCUGGUGGCAGUAGUUCUGCCACAGGACAGUCGCCAGCGCCCAACUCAGCAAUGAUGGGUGGUGGAACAGGCAGCGGCAGUAACAGUACAUCCAACGAUGGUACUAUCGGAGAUGGUGGCGGUUUGAUCAACAGUAUCAGCAAUAUUGUUGAUCCCAACUGGAAGCAAAGCAGCAAAUCGCCCGGCAUAGGCAUCGAGAGCAAUGGAGCAAACAGAGCAGAGCACGAACAUCACACGCUUAUGGGCGAUCUUCAUCACGGUAGUAAGCAUCAGGGUUUUGAGCAGAAGCAGCAACUAAUCGACAAGAAUAAUACCGACCCAGGAGGUGGCGGUCUACAUCACGAUACAGGCGGCGGCGGACACGACAUCAAGCAUAAACUCCACUCCUCCAAAUCGUCGUCUUCAUCAUCGUCCUCCUCCAAGUCUAAGAACAGUAGCCAUAAGAAUAGCGAUAAGCAUAGCAAAUCGAAAAACAAUCAUCAUCUCGACAUGAAUCAACCGAUAGACUCUAACAAAUCUUCCAGUAAUCUUAAUAGCUAUUCAAGUAGUAGUUUUAUGAGCGAUCAACACUCAUCGUCAUCUUCGUCGUCGUCGCCGUAUCCGAAUCUUAAUCAAACAUAUCCAGCAACCAAUCAUAGCAGUAGUAGUAGCAGUAACCAAUCGUCACUUGGACUCGUUGGCUAUCCUAGUCACCAUCUGGACAACAAAGUGGACGACAAGAGUCCUCUGAAUCGAUUCCGACACGAUAACCUCAACAGUGGCUUCAAUCCACACCUUCCGCACCAGCAGUCGCCCCAUGGCCUCCACAGCGGUGCAUUCCACCAUCCGCAAACCGCCACCGGUGCCGGGUCAUCCGCCUCCGGUUACAACCUAAUGAACGUGAAAAAGGAACCAGGUCUGCUGGACGAUGGUCAACCACCCAAGUUUGACGGUUACGAGAAGAACUACCAAAACUUCAUCCGCUACGGAGAAUACAAUGACAGCAGUCAACCGCCACAAAGCCAACCUUCUCAGCACGGCAGUUCUAGUCUUUCCGGUUCGACUAAAUCCGAGUACAACAGCUACUAUUCCCCGUACGGCACCUAUCCAGGCUACCAGAACUAUCCCAACUACCAUAAUCAAAACUUCAACAGUCCCUCGGCAGCUGGCAGUGCGCUUCCACCACCGGCUCCGGAAGUAAGCACACCACUGCCGGCAAUCACCACUCCGGUUGCCCAUCAAACCAACUUCGAGCAGCAGAUCCCCGCUCACACGUACCCAAUCCCGAAAAACACCGGCAUUCCCCAACCGGACGUUCCUAUCAAGCUGGAAGUGGAAGACAAUUCAUAUCUGGCCAACAAUAGCGCACCUCCGCUGAGUGAACCAAGUCCGGUCCUCAACAACAAUCCCCCAUCAAGCGUACCCAUCAUCGUUCCGAAGACCAGUUCUGAACCGGAACCUCCACUUCCGGCUCAAACUGCCAGCACGCCUUCUACGGGCAAAUCCAAAAAGUCCGACAAGAAAGACAAAGCCAGCAAAGACUCGACAUCCGGAGGUGACGGCGAAACCAAGACCGAAGGUAGCGGUGGUAACGGUAGCAAAUCCAACAAGAAGAAGGAAUCCAAGGGCACGAAGAAGGAACAGGAAGCUGCCGCCGUCAAGCAGGCAGAAGACGAAAAGCUAGAAAAGGCACACAAACCGGAAGCACCGGACUGUGAUUGCUUCAACUCGACGGACAACAAAGCUCCGUCCGAACCGGGAAGCUACUACACCCAUCUGGGCUGUGCAUCAUCCCUGGAGGAACUCCGCCGCGAAACGGAAACUCGCGUGGGACUGUCCGGCAAACAGCUACGGAUAGAGAAAGUCGUUUACACCGGCAAGGAGGGCAAAUCUAGUCAAGGUUGCCCGAUUGCCAAGUGGGUCAUUCGACGAGUCGACCCGGAGGAGAAGCUUCUCUUCAUCGUCAAACGACGCCAAGGGCAUCGGUGUAAGGCGUCCUUCAUUGUGAUAUGUAUCGUAGUCUGGGAUGGUAUUCCAACGCAGGAAGCGGACAGCGUCUACCGGAUGCUAUCGGUCAAACUGAACAAAUACGGUCUUCCAACGGUGCGUCGCUGUGCGACCAACGAGAACCGAACUUGCGCAUGUCAGGGUCUCGAUCCGGAAACCUGUGGAGUAUCGUACAGCUUUGGCUGCAGCUGGUCCAUGUAUUAUAAUGGUUGUAAAUAUGCCCGUUCCAAAACGGUGCGUAAAUUCCGUCUGUCGGUCAAGAACGAGGAAGCCGAGAUCGAAGAACGCAUGAACAUCCUGGCGACGAUGCUGAGUCCUCUGUACGUAACGGUAGCACCGCAGGCCUUCCAAAACCAAGUCCAGUACGAACGGGAAGCUCCCGACUGCCGACUGGGACUGAAACCCGGAAAGCCUUUCUCAGGUGUCACUUGCUGUUUGGACUUCUGCGGUCAUACGCACCGAGACUUGCACAACAUGCAGGAUGGAUGUACGGUUCAGGUGACGCUACUGAAACCGCUUCCACCGGGUGUGAAACCGGACGACGAACAACUGCAUGUUUUGCCACUCUACACCAUGGACACGACGGACGAGUUUGACAGCGAAGAAGGUCAGAAGAAAAAGGCCGAGACCGGAGCCGUGCAAGUGCUGGAGAAAUUUCCCACUGAAGUUCGAGUGCGAUCGACACCAUUGCAACCGUGCCGGCGGCAUGGAAAGAAGCGUGGAAAUGGUAAGGACGAAAAGUCCAAAGAUGAUUCCAACAAUGAGGAAUCUGUGCCGGAAACGCCACCACCUCCACCGCCCCCGACGAAGAAGGAAAGCAAAUCAAAGAGCAAAAAAGGUUCUUCGAGUUCGUCGAACAGCAACAACAACAGCAAUGGAAGUAAUAGUAAUCAGAAUAGCCAAACUUCUUCAGGAUCUGGUUCUCCGAAAGGUCAAACUUCGAGCAACAACACCACCAAACCCAGUGGGGAAACUAGCGCCAACGGUAACAAUGGAGCCACCAAUAUCAACAAGACAGUACCUCCGCAAGGACAGACUGCGGGAAACAACGGAUCGAACAGUGCAUUUACGCCACCAAAUGCAAUUGCCUCGCCUAACAACCCGGGCAAUAGUACACUCGUAGAUAUGGCUUCUAUGAUUGAUACCUUUACCGAUGCACAACUGCAGUCCAAUCAGAUCUCAAGCACGGUGCUAGAUUCACCGUACAGCUACGACUACAAUACGGGACAAUACAUCGACAACCGGCAGUACUACAACAACUGGCCAACGGAUUACUACGGUAACCGAACCGAUCCCAACAAAAUGCUGGGACGGAAUGAAGAAAUCCCCGAUACAACCACUCGGCCGGGUAGCAACAGUAGUAAUUCAGCUUUCAGUCCUAGCAUACCGGAUCCGACGAAAACGCCAACUCCAAUCCACUUAGACGACUACAGUAGUACCAAACUGAACCAACAGCAGAGCCAAAAUACGUACCACACGCUCCAACAACCGGAGCAAGGUUUUGUGAAACCAAAGCCACCAGACUAUAACCCAGGCUACGGUUAUCAUCCAAAUACUCCCAUGAGUUACGGUUACCAUUCGCCAUACACGCCAUACGAUCCAUACCAGAACUACAACUAUGGUUAUCCACCACAAACCUACCACCCUACAUAUCACAACAUGUACUCUGCCACGCAGACGCAACUGCCUGGCACUGGUCCGGCCCCACCACCUCCGCCUACUGCGGUAAUACCGGCACCUCCUCCACCAUCCAACUGGAAUCUGUAUCCGCCGCAUCCUCACCAUCAGACGCAUAUCCCGCCCAGCACCCCAUCGCAGCUUCACGCGCCGCAUCAGCCUCACCUGGGUCCCAAGCAGCAUGACAUUCCUCCGGUUAUGCAACAGGCGCCGCAGCCACCGGCACCUCCUCCACCGCCGAAGGAAACCCUCGGCGAGGUUACGGAAACCAACGACAACCUGGACUGCUUCGAGGAUCCGCAGAUGGGUGGCAUUGCGAUUGCGCUACCGCACGGCAGCGUCGUCAUCGAGUGUGCCAAGCUGGAGAUGCACUCGACGACGGCCCUCAAGAAGCCGAACCGGCUGAAUCCCACCCGGAUGACGUUGAUCUUCUACCAACAUCGGAACCUGAACCGACCGAAGCACGGCAUCGCCGAGUGGGCGGAGAAGAUGCGGCUGAAAAAGUUGGGCCUGGCCGUCAACGAUCCGAUCGACGACAAGGAUAUGCUGCUGAUGCAGGAGGACGACAUCAAGUCGGAACCGCUGGACGACCUGCACCACAUGCGGCAUAUGGGUGACGAACACGACAUGAUGGACGUGGAAUACUCGGGUGUCUAGUGGUGAGAGAAAAAUCUGCCGCCAGGACGACCGCUGGAUGAGCAGAUUACAGCAACACGCGGCAAUUGCAGCAGCCAUCAAUCGGCGUCAGGUUUGGCGACGUCGGUUCCAUUGACCUCGCAGCCGCCGCUGCCGGGUGGAGUUCCUGGUUCCAGUAGGGGGGCAUUCCAUCACCAGCAGUCGCAGCUGCCACAUCAGUGGCUCCCAACGGGACUACAAAGCCAACCGCACCACGAAAGACACGAUCCUAAUCAAUACUACUACUAUUACUACUACUGAGGAAGGACGACAGACAGAGGAGGAUGAGAGAAAAUAUCAACUGAUGCUAGUGACUACAUAAGAAUAAGAUUCGGAACAACCACUCGAGAAAGACACGAAUACGUACGCUCCAGUAUUUUUGAGAUGCAAAACCAGGAAACUGUAAGACGUAAAACCAACGCGUUGUUUUAGCUAAGGACUUACAUUGUAACUUUUAGUUUGUUUUUGUGCAGAGACUUUUCUUUGUGAUAAGCAUUUGAGUUAGGUUUCGCAAUACUCUCUAUUGCUCAAAUCUGUCUCGAUUGUUUUUAGUUUGUAUGUCGGAAUCUAAAAUCUCAAUUUUUGUUUGACUUUUUGAAGAUCGAAACAAUAACGACAACAACAACAACAACAACAAACAAACGCACCUUCAGGCACACACUAAAGAAAACAUAGGAAAAAAAGAUAUCAAAAAUAACUUUUGAACAAGAAAUCAAAUAUUUUGAAAACAAGAAAUAGCAAAUUUAACGUAAACAAAAAUAAUCUAUAUCGAAGCCAAAAGUACAAAAAAAAAAAACAAGUUGUUAACACAAAAGAAUCUGACUACGUACUGUUCCAUUUUGACUUUUAAUUUUAACCUCCCAAACCAAAUUCGUCCAAACGUCAGAACGAAAUCUGGACCACUCCUGCAUUAAUCUUCUCGAUUUUUUGCUGCUUACUUUAAACCCAACCUGAUGAAACGGAACGCGAAAAAUGCUCUCGCUCUAGAAUUUUUCCGGGAGAACAUAGUUCUCUCACUACUACAAACUUUGCGCUCUAUAGCUCCGAUUUGCUGACUUUGCUUAAUGUGAAACAAUGGAAAAAGAUAUCACAAAUGUUUGCUAAAAACUAAUACACUAACGACUAGCUGUUAUAGACUUUUUUUUGUAAAUACUAUUCCUCUUUCUUUCAAUCGUGCUCACGCACACACUCACAUGCACGGACGGUGCGGUUCGUUUUUAAGAGUUUUUUGUUUGUUCAUAAAAUCUCUCUAGGUUAAAUCAUUUCACACUUUCCUGUCCCUUUAUUUCUCCGAGUCUAGAACACUAAUAGGCUAUAAGUGGAAAAUGCGCGCGGAAUGCGAAAUGCACAUACAAUACAUACAUACACAUUCAAAGCGAAAACAAAAAUUUCAAAGAUGAAAAAGUAUUAGUAUUUUAACUUAGUCUCUAGGUCUUGUUUUUUGAUUUUCUUUGUACUUUUUUUUUGUAGUCACUCUAAGUAGGUAUUUGUAAAAUCUCUUUACUAUUAUUGAUCGUAUUUUUUUUUUAUUAAUUCUUCUAACUGAUGAAGUGAAACAAGUAAAAGACACAGUGAAAGGACAACCGUAACUCGAAUCAGUUUUAUCAAAUAAAAGAACUGAACAAAAAUGAAACCCAUCAUAUGUUAGUAAAUGUACAAGUGAAAGUUUUUAUUAUUUUUUUUCCUAAAAUCAAACGACGAAAGGAAUCAUUAUUUAAUUUGCUAUUUAACUAUUUAUUACAAAUUAAACCCCACAUACAUGCAUUGCAUCUGAACAAACAAAAGUGACGUGAAUCUAUCCAACUAACAGUAAAAAAAACAAAACAAACACACACACACACUUAAGCGUAUAAGUAUCUAUUAUUGUCAUUAAAUUAUCCAUUAGUUUUAAGUAUCAUUUGUCUCGUGAGCAACAACAUUGUCUCGUAACUUUAAGUUUUAGUGAAGAAAUAAAUAAAGCAAGAAGAAAAGAACAUCGCAACAUCUUGUGCGUAUAUUGUUAAGCCAUAAAAGAAAAGCAGAACACAGCAAGUGCAGAAGAAGAAUCAGCCUAUGAUUUAACGCUUUCUUUCUGUCACACAAACACACGUUAAUUUUCAACUGCUCCGUAGAACAAGACCAUAAUAAGUAGAUGUAAAAUACAAACGUAGGAAUGUUAUAGAACUAAUUAAGACACAAUGGAAAGAAAGAAGAAGAAAACAAUGAUGAUGAUGACGAUGACAGAAAGGUGCGUCGCGCAAGCGUGUGUAGAAACAAAUGAAACAAGACAAAUAUUUGCCAUAUUCUGAACAAACACAUUUAAACGUGAACCAUGCGUAAAAAGGUAAUGAAUACUCAUACACGUGAAAAUUAUUUUACAUUAAUACCAAUAAAUUGCAGUUUUUUGAAUCAAAAUUGUCGGGUUUGUUUUAUUUUUCGUUUGCCACUCUUUGGUUUUCGGUUGGUGCAUAAUCGAUAAACGAUCAUUUGAAAGAAAGCGAAAGCCAGCGAUUCCGGACAGUCAAAA
Molecule: messenger RNA, 11302 nt
Organism: Ochlerotatus camptorhynchus
Lineage: Eukaryota; Metazoa; Arthropoda; Insecta; Diptera; Culicidae
Gene: Tet
Product: Ten-Eleven Translocation (TET) family protein
Exons: 14
Coding region: 1261-8778 (2505 amino acids)
Biological process (GO): positive regulation of transcription by RNA polymerase II
Cellular component (GO): nucleus
Molecular function (GO): DNA 5-methylcytosine dioxygenase activity; DNA binding; zinc ion binding
Source: RefSeq, a predicted model, not a curated record